Molecule: messenger RNA, 1227 nt
Organism: Caenorhabditis angaria
Lineage: Eukaryota; Metazoa; Nematoda; Chromadorea; Rhabditida; Rhabditidae
Source: the annotation of a GenBank genome assembly
AUGAGUCGACAAGGAGCAUGGGGACGGGUUUUGAGCAAUUUUUGGAAAUAUGUUAGAAAUGAUAUGUCGAAAAAGGUGAGAUUUAGAAUGAAAAUAUGAAGUUCACGUGGAUUUUAAGCUCGAAAUUUGAGUUUUCGAGAAAUUUUGAACCAAAAAAACUUAUUUCAAAUUCAAUUUAUUAGUGCCAGAAAAUCUAGAAAAAAAAAAUUUUUUUUUUCAGAAUUACAUUGCCGAAGAUGCUCACGGCAAUAAAUAUUAUGAAAUUGCAAAUAGUCGACAAAAUGUUGGACGAGGAUUUGAGCCGCCAAAAAAUUCACCGAAAAUUGAGCCCGAUAUUGAAUGGCAAGCGUGGUUGAGAGGAACUCGCAGGUGGGACCUUUUUAGAGUAAAGAAUAGUUUUUAUUUCAAUAAAAAAAUUCCACGAAGAAAAAUUUCUAGUUCUCAAAAAAUGAAUUCUCUUAUUAAAAACUUUCUUUCCACGUGGUUUUCUCAAGAACAAAAAAAACCAAUAAUUUUUUGACCCCAAAAAACAAACAAAACUAUUUCGUCCUAUUUCAAAGAUCACUGUCCAAAAUGUGUUUUUUCUUCAUUUUUAUCACAUUUUUUUAGAUUUCCACCAUCUGAUCAAGAAAUUGCAUUAAAUCGACAAAAACAACAGGUUUGUCAUUUUCAAUUUUUGUGGCCCUAAUUUUUAAAGUAACUAAGUAAGUUACUUAACAUAAGUCAGUUGUUAUUUAGCCUAACUUCCCAUUUUUCUUCAAAAAAUCUCCCUUUUCUGUGUUUUUGUUCAGAAUUCUCUCUAGUUUCUCUGCGUAUCUUUGAGUGUAAAAUCUCUCAUUUUGGUCCUUCUCACGUACUUUUUCUUCUUUUUUUUCCGUUUUUUUGUGACAUUCUUAUCUAAAAAUGUUUACAAAAUAUAAUGUUUUUAUUGAUUUUGUAGCGAGAAAAUUGAAAUUUUUUGAACGAAAUUGCGAUUUUUGUGCCGAAAAAAUAAUUUUUGGGAAAUAUUUCACCUAUAAAAUCGCCAUGUUCUUUAUAAUACCAGAAACUUUGCCUAGAAACCCCUAAAUUUAAUUUCAGGCUCAAUUGGCUCAAGAUUCCAACACUGAAAAACGUGCACCAAUCGUAAAUUCAGAAGGAAUGGGUUCCGGAGAUCACAAACCCCAAAAAUUCCCAAAAUAUAAAGAUCUAGAAGUGACGCCUGGUUUUAGAGAGGAUAAAAAGUGA